GGACUUUCCAAGUCAACUCAGUCUAAACUCUAAACCAUGCUUUCUUUUUAUAUACACAAAACGGGGUUUUUCAUUUUCCAUCAAAGGCUCCAAAAUCAAGUAUUGAGUUUCUUCAAGUUCAAGGUUCACAGUCAAGGGUUGGGAAAGGGUUAUGAGCGAUGAUGAUAUUGAUUCUGAGCUCCCAGAAUCGUCGCCCGCUCUGAUGCCAUGACAAACGGCAAAGGAAGAAAGGAAUUUGGGGUAAAAGCUUGAUUCAUUCUCAUUACCACCGUAUAGGUUAAAUAGGAGUUUACAAGAUCUUGUAUAUGGAGGAGUUGUUUGUAAUAGAAAAGUAAAGAUUGAAUGAGGCAGCAAUAAGAGAUAGUGAUCAAGAUGACUGAGCUCAUACCGAUUGGAACAAUCUUGGCCGUUCUCUCCAACCAGAUCAUCAAGAUCAGCCAAGCCGCCAAGGACGUGGUGUUCGAGAAGGAAAGCUUCCGCGUCCUGGCCAAGCAUCUCCUUGACAUCGGGCCCGUCUUGAAGGAGCUGCAGUCACAGCAGCUGAACGACUCCCCCGUUGCAAGGCAGGCGCUGGAGUCGCUCGAGACCAACGUCAAGAAGGCCCACGCCUUAGUCGAAAAGUACAAAGGGCGAGCGCGCUUCUACCUCUUACUAAAAUGCAGGCACAUUGUCAAGGAGAUACAGGAUGUCACUAGAGAGAUUGGCGAUUCCUUGGCCGCUCUAUCCCUCGCCAACGUUGAAGUCCUGUCUGGGAUCUCCGACCAGGUGCAUAGGUUGCAGCACGAGAUGCAACGGGCCGAGUUUGAGGCCUCUCACGCCCGCCUCCAGAUUGUUGACAAGCUGAAUCAGGGCAUCUCUGAUCAGGCAUUUGAUAAAGAGUUUGCCAAUGAUAUGCUCAGGGAUAUAGCACGGGCCGUGGGCGUCCCAGUUGAGCCCUCGGAGAUCAGCAGGGAGCUAGCCAGCUUCAAGAGAGAAAAGGAGGAAGCUGAGAAUAGGAAGGAGAGGGCUGAGGUCUUCUUUCUGGAACAGGUGAUUGAGUUGCUUUCCCGUGCAGAUGCUGCGCGGGAUUAUGAGGAGGUGAGCUUCCAGUAUAUGCAGAGGGUCAAGGUGAUCGAAAGGUACGAUGCAAGAGAGGAAUACAUCGAGCCGUUUAAGGCUUUCUACUGCUGCAUAACUGGCUGCGUGAUGGCUGAUCCUGUGAGCCUCUGCACGGGGACUGCGUGUGAAAGGUGGGCCCUUGAGGCAUGGUUCCAACGGGGUGAGAAGUCAGAUCCGGAGACGGGGGAGGAUCUUCAAGAUUUCUCAUGGAGGCCUAACAUUCUGCUGAGGCAGUCCAUACAGGAGUGGAGGGAGCUGAAUUACUGCCUCAAGAUUAGGUCUUGCAAGGCGAUGAUCACAUCGCACGAGGAGGAGUGUGUUGUGGAGGCUCUUGAUCGGAUGAAGGAGCUCGUUGCAGAGAACUCGAUCAACAAGGAUUGGAUUUCGAUUGGAGGGCUGACAGAGGGUGUCAUCGCCUUGCUCGAGAGUAGGAUCACUGAGGCUGUGAGGAAGAAGGUGUUGGUGACCUUGAAGGAUAUCAUAGAGGGGCAUGCUAGAAAUAAGGCUAGCAUCCUAGAGAAAGGAGGGAUUGAGAAGAUUGUGCUGUGCUUAGGGUUGGAUCCGAGCAUAUCAGAGGCUGCAGUCGGGCUUCUUUACGAGGUUUUGCUUGAUAGAUCGAGCUGGAACACAUCGUGCUGCAAGAGGCUUUCUCAGCAAUGCGAUGAGAUAAUUCCACUUCUUGUUUCUGUAGUCAAGAAUGAGUCUAAAUUAGCAGAGGAAAUACUGUUAAAACUGUGUGAAGAAGAUGACAACAUUAUCAAGGCUGCUAGAGUGAACUGGUUCAGACCACUGAUAGAUAAGGUGGUCCAAGGAUCAGUACUAGAAAGAAUCUCAAUGGUGAAAGAACUUGUUAGCUUAGAACUGGAUGAGGAGAAGAUCAAGUUACUUGGUGAGGAGGGGGUGAUUCCACCCCUGCUGGAGAUGGCAACCGGAGGCGUUGAGUCGAAGGAGGUUUCGCUGCACGCCCUUGUGAAGCUCUCCACCUUCCGGGGCAACAAACAUCUCAUCUGUGGCGGUGGUGGCGUUUCUCUCGUGGUGAAGCUGCUCUCCUCGUCUCACAUCGUCCCUGCGGUCACUGCAAGAUGUGCUGAGAUUCUUGCAAACCUAUCUGCCAAUGGGGAUGAAACGACGUUUCUGGUGGACGAAGAUGGAGGCCAGCUCGAGCUGAAGUCGGUCACUGCCAAUCUGCUCGCGAUCCAACAGAACCUCAAUUCGUUAGACUCAAUCAGGAGGCCUGCCCUGCGAGCCCUCGUUGGCAUCUGUCAGUCCGAGGCCGGGCUGGUGAAGUCUGCAGUUGUUUCAUGUAGUGGUAUUUCCGUCGUUCUCGCUCUGCUCGACGACUCCAACCAGGAGAUACGCGAGCUGGCGAUCAACCUCGUGUUCCUCUUCUCCCAGCAUGAGCCGGAGGGGGUGGUGGAGUACCUCCUUAAGCCUAGGCGCCUUGAGGCUCUGGUCGGAUUCCUUGAGAAUUCUGAGAAGGGCGACGUGCAGAGGGCCGCAGCCGGUCUGCUGGCCAACCUCCCCAAGUCAGAAACGUCAUUAACGGAGAAGUUAAUAGAGCUAGGAGGGCUAAAGGCUAUAAUCCAGAUCAUAAGAUUAGGGACAGGAGAAGCCAAGGAGAAUGCUCUGAGUGCACUAUUUAGGUUCACCGAUCCCACGAACCUCAAGUCACAGCGCGUCGUUGUUGAGUUGGACGCGUUUCCUCUUCUCACCGGACUUCUCAGAGCCGGCUCAGUCACAGCUAGUGCGAGAGCUGCAGCUCUGCUAGGCGACCUCUCAAUGCGAACUCCAGAGCUGAGCGACCUUCACAUGUGCCCGGCCCAUGGAGGCUCCUGCAGCGUGAGCACGACGUUCUGUUUGUUGGAGGGGGGUGCGUUACCUGAUCUGGUUCGGGUGGUGCAGGAUAAGGUCCAUGCCACGGCCUAUGAGGCGAUCCAGACGCUGUCCACCCUCGUUCAGGAGGAUUCACCUCAGAGGGGGGCAGCAGUGCUGCAUGAGUACGGGGCAAUCGGACCAACAAUAGAGGUGCUGAGAUGGGGUUCAGAGUCACUGAAAACAGAGGCGCUGAUCCUUUUGGAGAGAGUUUUCGUGUCGACAGAGAUGGUGGACUUGUACGGUGCAAUGGCAAGAGCGCCUCUCGGACAACUCGCUUCUCACAGUUUAUGUGAUGAGAGGCAUCUGGAGAGGAAGGCGGUUAAGGUGCUGCUUCUCAUCGAACGUUACUCGAGAUCAUCUACUACUUCUCUCGCCUCAACAGCAGCUCCUAUAACUGAUUGAAACUCAACCAUCUUUACACUUGUUCAAAAACAAUUUAUUCAGGGUGCUUACAAAUUGAGACAUUCCUACACCACACACAUGAAUUUGCACAGUUUAUAUGAAGUAACCAUAUAUAUAUAUGAAGAAAAGGAACAGCUUAAUGUACUAAAAUUACACUAGAGCUAUCGAGAUGAAGAAACUAGCUAAUUGAGGUCCUCGUAUUACAUGACCCAAAUAGCACGAGCAUGUGCAACUUUGUUGCUGGGACGAGGUGUCAAUUCAUGUAAUAUCUGAGCAAAUGUGUCGGUGUGCCUUGUCUCGGACAAGAUCAUCUCUGCAAAUGCACUCUCAUACCCUAGCGGCACAGGCUUGUUCUGAGGCUCCACCACGAGAUUCUCCAGAAUCACCGCUGCUUUUCUGCAAACUGGAUGUGGCAUCUUGAUCACCUUGAGAAGCCGAUCCACUGUCAGGGUUGAGUAUCAUGAGGCCAAGCAGUUGAGCAGCUGCACAGUGGCAGCCUCUAACAGCAGUCCGAGCAUCCCCAUGAUGGCCUGGAGUGCACAUUUUUUUCUAUGAGAAGUAGAGUAACAAGCACAGACAUGAAAAGAGCAAAAUAUUGGGUCAAAAGAGUUAUGUCAUUUUGAUGAACAAAGGCUUUGAUGAGCUAAACGACCCAAAUUCAUUAUUGUCUGAUUGUCUCAAGGGAAUUUGUGACAACUUCUUUUUC
This is a messenger RNA of Salvia splendens (bonfire salvia), 4081 nucleotides long. Its product is annotated as U-box domain-containing protein 44. Bases 373 to 3375 code for a protein of 1000 amino acids. Gene Ontology annotation, molecular function: ubiquitin-protein transferase activity; protein binding. The transcript is spliced from 5 exons. Lineage: Eukaryota; Viridiplantae; Streptophyta; Magnoliopsida; Lamiales; Lamiaceae. The record is from RefSeq and is a predicted model, not a curated record. Gene Ontology annotation, biological process: cell surface receptor signaling pathway; protein ubiquitination.